This is a messenger RNA of Camelina sativa (false flax), 1713 nucleotides long. RefSeq lists its product as uncharacterized. NCBI's taxonomy places the organism in Eukaryota, Viridiplantae, Streptophyta, Magnoliopsida, Brassicales, Brassicaceae. Gene Ontology annotation, biological process: proteolysis. Gene Ontology annotation, molecular function: zinc ion binding; metallocarboxypeptidase activity. The record is from RefSeq and is a predicted model, not a curated record.
AAGUAGAUAAAAAAAUAAAGACAAAGACGGAAGAUACAAGCCCGAUCUGGCCAACCUCAGACUCAAAACUCCUUUAGAUCUUUUUUUCUGUUGUCAUAAAACUCCUUUAGAUCUACUUCUCUGUUUCUUAGUGUUUUUGUUCGAUUCCACUGAAGAAGAAGAUAUGAGAUAUGACAUCAAACAAACCCUACGAAGCUUCAACAAAUCUUAAAGAAGAGAUACGUUUCUUCCCAUCUCUCUCGUCCCUUCCUCUCUCUCAAAGCAGCGGCCAUGCGUCGGCGGCUAAUUCAUUACGCGAUCUUUCUCCCACCAUUGUUGUUACUCGUUUUCGGCGAAACUAAUCCUUCUGACUCGUCUUAUGUUACUCCCAUCAACUGGGAUCUCUACCACUCCAGUGAUGAUUUAAUGGAGCAGAUAAAUUCGUUGGUACAUCGACAUCCAGAUAAGCUCUCGAUUGAGAUGAUUAAAUCGGGGAACAAAGGCUACAAUGCAGAGGUUAACGUGGUUACUUAUUGUCGUGGUGGUAGAGAUAGCGAUGACAGGUCAAACUUUAGGAUCCUUCUUACUUUUGGGCAGCAUGGGAGAGAGCUUAUCACCUCUGAACUUGCUUUUCGUAUUUUGUCAAUUUUGAGCGAAGAACAGUUCUUACCAAAGAAGAACGGAGCAGCCCUUAACAGCACCCUUGACAAGCUAGUCGUAAAGAUGGUUCCUAUAGAAAACCCGAAUGGUCGCAAACGUGUUGAAUCUGGAGAUCUUUGUGAACGCAGAAAUGGAAGAGGAGUUGACCUGAACAGAAAUUGGGGUGUUGACUGGGGCAAGAAAGAAAAGGAUUAUGAUCCAUCUGAAGAGAAUCCAGGAACUGGUCCGUUUAGUGAGCCUGAAGCUCAAAUAAUGCGGAAGCUAGCUAUAUCAUUUGAUCCUCACAUAUGGAUAAACGUGCAUUCUGGAAUGGAGGCUCUCUUUAUGCCUUAUGACCACAAAAACAUAACCCCAGAAGGAUUGCCGACGCAGAAGAUGAGGACCUUACUUGAAAAAUUGAAUAAAUUUCAUUGUCAAAACCGCUGCAUGAUUGGGUCUGGUGGUGGCUCUGUAGGGUACCUGGCACAUGGUACAGCUACAGAUUAUAUCUAUGAUGUUGUAAAGGCACCAAUGGCAUUCACCUUUGAGAUCUAUGGGGAUAACCAGACCGCUUCAAGAGAUUGCUUUAAAAUGUUUAACCCGGUUGAUCUACCCAAUUUUAAGAGAGUUCUCAAUGACUGGUCUGCUGCAUUCUUCACAAUAUUCCAACUGGGACCGCUCCACUUAGACGGAAACAGUUCCAAGGCUGCAGAUAAAUGGGUGUCUAUAGACGAGUAUUUGGACGGCUACUUGGUGGAAAGGAAGAACAGAUAUGGGAAAAACAUGGAAGUCAUCGAUGUCGGAAUGCAGGAGAUCAAAACAUACUUCAGGCUCUUCAUGUUGUCCUCGGUACUUCUGAUAUUCAUGUUCUGUUCCAGGAUUGCUAAAAGCAAGUAUAGUAGAAACUCCAUACCUGUCAAUGUCAUGCCAUAAAACAUUUGGAGGAAGCUCUCAUUUAAUUAACCCUUGUAAGUUAGUAAUUUUUUUGGUUGCAAAACUUGUAUUCCUCAGUUAGGAAUGUUGUGUCUCAUGAAAGACGAACAUAAUUCUUUGGAUUUGAGAUUGAUUCUUAAGUAAAGAAGCUUUGGUUUAGAA